AUUUCCUCUCAGAUUCUCCCACUUUCCUUUCCUUUGCCAUUUUCUCAGGAAAAAGAGAGAGAGAGAGGGGACAGGCUUGAGCAAGAAAGCAACCAGCUUUCUCCUCCGCCGUAUCUUCUUUUUCCUCUGCUCGAAUGAGCAAGAGGAACAGGAUAGAGUUAACCCCAACAAGUAAAAAAAAAAUUGAAGUAAAAGUGACAAUUAAGAACACUAAAAGGAAAAGUGGAAGCCUUUUGCUUUGCCUUUAAUUCCUCCGGUAUGGGUUUGAAGCUCAACGAAACGAAGAAUGUGGCUGCGGCGGCGGCUGCAGGAGCUCUGUUUUUUCUAGGGUUUCUGGUGUCCUCUGUUUCUGGGUCUGUCUCCUACGACAGCAGGGCAAUUACUAUCAAUGGCCAGAGAAGAAUCCUGAUCUCUGGAUCCAUUCACUAUCCCAGAAGUACUCCUGAGAUGUGGCCAGAUCUAAUUCAGAAGGCAAAAGAAGGAGGCUUGGAUGUGAUUCAGACAUAUGUUUUCUGGAAUGGGCAUGAGCCCGCUCCUGGAAAAUAUUAUUUUGAAGGCAACUAUGAUCUGGUAAGGUUUAUCAAGCUGGUCAAACAAGCCGGACUCUACCUUCAUCUCAGGAUUGGCCCUUACGUUUGCGCUGAAUGGAACUUUGGUGGCUUUCCUGUUUGGCUCAAGUACAUUCCAGGCAUCAGCUUCAGGACAGACAACGGCCCUUUCAAGGCCCAAAUGCAAAGAUUCACCACAAAGAUUGUGAACAUGAUGAAAUCUGAAGGGCUUUUCGAAUCUCAAGGUGGUCCGAUAAUUCUCUCUCAGAUUGAAAACGAAUACGGACCAAUGGAGUACGAGCUCGGUGAACCAGGACGAGCUUACACCAACUGGGCAGCUAAGAUGGCUGUGGGGCUCGGCACCGGUGUCCCGUGGGUCAUGUGCAAGCAAGACGAUGCCCCCGACCCUAUUAUCAACACCUGCAAUGGCUUCUACUGUGAUUACUUCUCCCCGAACAAAGCGUACAAGCCCAAGAUGUGGACCGAAGCCUGGACUGGAUGGUUUACAAAGUUUGGAGGUCCUGUUCCUUAUCGUCCUGCUGAAGACAUGGCCUUUGCCAUUGCAAGGUUUAUCCAAAAGGGUGGAUCUUUCAUAAACUAUUACAUGUAUCAUGGUGGGACAAACUUUGGAAGAACUGCUGGCGGUCCAUUUAUCGCAACCAGUUAUGAUUAUGAUGCUCCCCUUGAUGAGUACGGAUUAGAGAGGCAACCCAAAUGGGGGCACUUAAAGGAUUUGCAUAGAGCUAUAAAGCUAUGUGAACCAGCCUUAGUCUCGGCUGAUCCCACUAGAAUACCUCUUGGACGAUAUCAAGAGGCUCAUGUUUUCAAUUCGAAAUCUGGAGCUUGUGCUGCAUUCCUUGCAAAUUACAAUACAAAAUCUUAUGCGACAGUUUCUUUCGGGAACAAUCACUACAACCUGCCUCCGUGGUCUAUCAGUAUACUUCCAGACUGCAAGAACACAGUUUACAACACAGCAAGGGUUGGCGCUCAAAUUUCGAGGAUGAAGAUGGUUCAGGUACCUGUCAAUGGAGGAUUAUCUUGGCAGGCUUACAACGAAGAUCCUUCGUCCUAUGAUGAAGAGUCCUUCUCAAUGGUUGGAUUGUUGGAGCAAAUAAACACAACAAGAGAUGCUUCGGACUAUUUGUGGUACAUGACUGAUGUGAAAAUUGAUGCCAAUGAAGGAUUCCUGAAGACUGGGAAGUAUCCCACUCUUACCGUCUUAUCAGCAGGCCAUGCUUUGCAUGUCUUCGUCAAUGGCCAGUUAUCUGGAACUGCAUAUGGAAGUUUGGACUUUCCCAAGCUAACAUUUAGCGAAAGUGUGAAUCUUAGAGCCGGUAUUAACAAGAUCGCGUUUCUAAGCAUCGCUGUUGGUCUCCCGAAUGUCGGUCCACAUUUCGAGAGAUGGAAUGCUGGUGUUCUCGGUCCGGUUUCUCUGAACGGUCUGAACGAAGGAAGGAGAGAUCUUUCAUGGCAGAAAUGGACAUAUAAAGUCGGUCUCAAAGGAGAGGCUUUGAGUCUUCAUUCGCUCAGCGGGACAACCUCUGUCGAAUGGGCGGCAGGUGCAUUUGUGGCACAGAAGCAACCGCUUACUUGGUUCAAGACUACUUUCUCUGGUCCAACCGGGAAUUCGCCGUUGGCUAUAGAUAUGGGAAGCAUGGGAAAGGGUCAGAUAUGGAUCAACGGGCAGAGCCUCGGGCGAUACUGGCCUGCGUAUAAAGCAUCCGGUUCUUGCAGCGAGUGUUCUUAUGCCGGUUCUUUCGAUGAGAACAAAUGCUUGCGAAACUGUGGAGAGGCUUCUCAAAGAUGGUAUCACGUUCCACGUUCGUGGCUGAAACCGAGCGGCAAUCUAUUGGUCGUGUUUGAGGAGUGGGGAGGGGACCCGAACGGGAUAUCGUUGGUUAGAAGAGAAGUGGACAGCGUGUGUGCUGAUAUCUACGAGUGGCAGCCUACGUUGAUGAACUAUGAAAUGCAGGCUUCUGGAAAAGUUAACAAACCGUUGCGUCCGAAAGUGCAUUUGCAGUGUGGCGACGGACAAAAGAUGAGCGCCGUCAAGUUUGCGAGCUUCGGCACACCCGAAGGGACCUGCGGAAGCUACCGCGAAGGAAGCUGCCACGCUCUCCACUCCUACGACGCUUUCAACAGAGUGUGUGUGGGGCAGAACUGGUGCUCGGUAACAGUGGCGCCGGAGAUGUUUGGCGGAGACCCUUGUCCCAACGUCAUGAAGAAACUCGCGGUUGAAGUCGUUUGCUCCUAAAACCAAGAAACAAAACUCAAACUGUACAUGGUUUAUCAGUUAAGAAAAGGACGCGCCUUGGCAUUCUCACGACACAUUCUUAUUAUUGUUAUUGUUUUAUGUUCUUAUGAAGAAUUAGCCGAUUGGGCUUUCCUCGCGGUGGAAGUUGUACAAAGGAAAGAACAGGAAACUGCAGAUAGGUCCAGGCUGAAAUGUAAACAAGGUGUGGAGGGCUGAAGAAGCACAUUUGAGGCAAGACCAGAGAGCCCAUGUCAUGUCUGGAUUCUUCUUGGUUUAGGACGAUUCCUUUCUCUGUUGUUUGUAACUGAACUGAAGAUCACACUGCGCAAUCUUCUCAUUUGCCAAUUGCCAGGUUCAUUAUGUACGUGCAAAAUAUAUACAGGCGGUAUGUGCAAAACUUAA
Molecule: messenger RNA, 3204 nt
Organism: Tarenaya hassleriana
Lineage: Eukaryota; Viridiplantae; Streptophyta; Magnoliopsida; Brassicales; Cleomaceae
Product: beta-galactosidase 1-like
Exons: 20
Coding region: 259-2802 (847 amino acids)
Biological process (GO): carbohydrate metabolic process
Cellular component (GO): vacuole; cell wall
Molecular function (GO): beta-galactosidase activity; carbohydrate binding
Source: RefSeq, a predicted model, not a curated record